AUCGAACGCGACCCGGCCAAUUGCAGCACCAUUCAUCAUUCAUCCACCAGGCUUGGCCCUCGCUAAUAGCUGUCCCAGUCGUGUUAUUUUGGCCUCAUCGUCUUCGCCGUCCGCGUCCCAGAGAGGCAAGGUGGGAUGGAGGAAAGGGAUCCCGAUCUCAACUCCGCUUCCCGAACCGAUAAUGGCCGGAUCAAGCUCAACGUCGGCGGCAAGCUAUUCGAGACCACCGCGCAUACCCUCCGCUCAGGAGGCCCGGAUUCCCUCCUCGCCGCCCUCUCCGACAGGACGGCCGAAGACGGCGAGCCCAUCUUCAUAGACCGGGACCCCGAGAUCUUCUCCGUCCUUCUUUCCCUCCUCCGCUCCUAUCGCCUGCCCUCCACCGCCCGCCGAUUCUCCAAGCAAGACCUCGUCGAGGAGGCUCAGUAUUAUGGCAUCGAGGCCCGCCUCCGAUCCGCCAUGGCGCCGCCGCCGCUCGUCGGCUUCGACGCCGCCCUCGCCGCCACCAUCCGCCCCGCCUCCGACGGCUUCCCCACCGCCCUGUCCGCCGGAUCCGGGGACGGAUCCGUCUGGAUCGCGCACGGCGGCCAGAUCUCCACCUACGACUGGAGCCUCGCCCACGCCGGGACCGUGCGGACGCACCUGGACCAGAUCACCUCCCUCCGGCGCGUGUGGCCGGAGAUCGCGGGGAUCGGCUCCCUGGACUCCCCCGGGCUCCACUUUUACGAUGUCUCCAGCAGCCGCCACGUCGGGUCCGCCCACUGGUCCGACCCGUCCGACCCCCGGGUGUACAAGGCCCGGGUCACCGCGAUCGCCGCCGCGGCGGGCGCCGAAAGCUCCGGCGAGCCGGUGUUUGCAGCGCUCGAGUGUCCGCACCGGGAAAACUGCAUCCUGGCGGUGGACAGGACGACGCUGAAGAUCGUGGCAGAGAUCGGGCGGCAGAGCGGGGGCGCGGCAAAGGCGGCGGCGGCGGGGAAGCUGGUGCACGUGCGCGAGCGGGGAGUGGUGUUCGCGGCGGCGGUGAGCGCGGGAGCGUUCGGGUACUCGGGGUACAUGAGGCUAUGGGACCCGCGGUCCGGGGAGGCGGUGUGGGAGACGAGCGAGCCUGGGGGAGGCGGGCGGAGCACCCGGUUCGGGGACGCGUUCGCGGACGCGGACGCGGACGUGGACCCGGAAGGGCAGAGGGCGCCGGCGAUCUACAAGGUGUGCUGGAAGACGGGGGACGUCGGGGUGGCGGACAUGAGGAUGCUCGGGGAGGACCCCUGGGUGUACCUGGAGGAGCGGAGCCCCGGGCUGAGGAACGCGGGCGGCGGCCGGAACAGCGUGCUGCACUGCUACAAGGGCCAGGUGUUUGUGAGCCGGGAGGGAGGCCUGGAGGUGUGGUCGCGCAUAGAAGACGAGGAGGAGGAGGACGAGGAUGCAGGGAUUUCCGGGACGAGCUACCGGAGGAAUUUUGUGGACAGAGAGGAGGACGCGAGGCGGGGACUGGUUAAGAGGAUGGAAGGGGGUGGGGAUCGGCUGUUCGUGAGCAGGGAAGGGAUGGAGGGGAUUGAGGUGUGGGAGAGCUCCGACUUGUCCGGCGCCAUCUCCCUUUUGUAGCAGGCAAUUCUAUCAUCAUCGUGGGAUAGCAUGAUUCUCAUCAUAGCAGGUGUUGGAUCGAUCAAAGCGAUAUGUAACCUCGCAGCACACACAAGAUGAGGAGAAGCUCAGAAACCAAACCAAUAUCAAAUCUUACGAAGUGGCCAUGAGCAACAUUUUUUAACCAACAAGAACGUUACAUGUUUUCAAAAUGCUCCGACAAACAGCUUGAAUAGACGAGGUUUAACCAUCUACCAUUCACCCCUAUGAAACAGAACAGGUCGAAGAGAACAAAAUGCAAAGCUCAUGGAAUAUAGCGCCCUGCAAAACUGAAGAUUCCAAGUGGUACAAGAGCAAAAAGUCCAAUAUCAUGUAUCAGAUGAUGUACCAUUUUUUGCAAACUUUAUUGAGAUUAAUAUACAGCAUCAUAUACAGGGCAAAAUUGGUGCCAAUUCAA
This is a messenger RNA of Phoenix dactylifera (date palm), 2032 nucleotides long. RefSeq names its product BTB/POZ domain-containing protein. Lineage: Eukaryota; Viridiplantae; Streptophyta; Magnoliopsida; Arecales; Arecaceae. The record is from RefSeq and is a predicted model, not a curated record. Gene Ontology annotation, biological process: protein homooligomerization.